AUGAAUCCCCAAUUCCAAGCUUCUUAACACCCUAACUAGUAAGGUUAUGUAUCAACAGGAAUUCCUGGGCAAGUUUAAAAGCAGCCUGUGAACGUAUAAAAUGUUCUCUUUUUAACUGGUACUGUUUUGGCGGCUAUUAACUGCUUCGCCAGAGCUGACUAUAAUUUACCAGUUUUCUUAGUUUCAUAUCUCCUUUGGGAAUAAGAUUAUGGUAGGGAAUAAACACAAAGAGCAAGAAUCCUUUAUCUUUUGAUGUUCUGCACCUUCGUUGAUUUCUUUUACAUAAUAUAUUGGGGCUCUUCCAUUAGUGUUUUUACUAAAGAUUUGGAAUGGCUUAAUUCUGUUUAUGUUUUCACCAUCAUUAUGACAGCUAUUCUUAUGGUUAUUAAGUUUGUUAUCUUAUUCAGAGCUACUUAAACCGAUUAAACUUUACAAGAGAAAGUUAGUGUUUAAGGUAUCACUAAUAGCUUAAGUGCUUUCUUCGCUAGUGAUCCUUAUGGUUAAAACUCACUUCAUGCUCAAAACUAUCCUGCUUAACAACCUUAAUAAGCUAUCCCAUAAUAACCAAAUUUCUAGUAAAAUGUAUAUGGUUACGAUUCAUAAAAUAUGAACUAACUUAAGUGA
This is a messenger RNA of Tetrahymena thermophila SB210, 624 nucleotides long. Its product is annotated as transmembrane protein, putative. Lineage: Eukaryota; Ciliophora; Oligohymenophorea; Hymenostomatida; Tetrahymenidae. The transcript is spliced from 3 exons. The record is from RefSeq and is a predicted model, not a curated record.